This is a messenger RNA of Prunus armeniaca (apricot), 693 nucleotides long. The record is from the annotation of a GenBank genome assembly. NCBI's taxonomy places the organism in Eukaryota, Viridiplantae, Streptophyta, Magnoliopsida, Rosales, Rosaceae.
AUGUACAUCACAUUGGCUCCAUUUGUGCGUAAUUAUUAUCCUUAUGAUUUCUUGAAGCAUGUAGAAAAGCAGAAGCAGAGCCAUGACGUCAUUAUUGUUGACAUGCACUUGUUUUUGCUUAGGAAUAAUAAGCCUUGGUAUCAAAGAGCAAGAGAGAUGGGCAUGGGCAGUCUAUGGAGAAGCAUCAACAAUAACAAUUCAAAGUCCACACAAGUUCCAGCAGCAAAUUCCACGCUAUGGAAAACCCUAGUCAAUGCCAAAAGCAGUCCCGGCGCAAACCCUAAUAAUUUUCCUGCACCAAAUUCCAACUCCAAUUCCAAUUCCAAUAAUGUUAGGCACAAACUGAGAAAAUGUACCUCUCUAAAGGUUGCCACGGCUGAGCUUCCCCCAAGAAGAAGCAACAGCUACCCAAGAAUGGGGUCCUAUUCCAAGCCAUUGGGCACAACAACUACUUCUAGUGCCAGCAUUGCGCAAGCACGGCUUAGCACUGAUCAUCCAGGAAUUAGAAGAGUGUUUCGGGGAAAGUCGCUGACCGACGACGUUUUGAUGAGAAGGUUUGUGGUGGAAGAAGAAGCAAUGAUGCAGGUUAGAAGGAGAAAUCAAAUGGAAGUCAUAAGGAGAAGAAGUGUGAUGAGGAGGAAGAGGCUUGGGCCUAGUCCUCUUUGUAGAAUGGUUUUGGCUGAGGAGGAUUAA